Penicillium malachiteum is the source of this 606-nucleotide messenger RNA. RefSeq lists its product as uncharacterized. Lineage: Eukaryota; Fungi; Ascomycota; Eurotiomycetes; Eurotiales; Aspergillaceae. The transcript has a single exon. Bases 1 to 606 code for a protein of 201 amino acids. The record is from RefSeq and is a predicted model, not a curated record.
AUGCAUCGCAUGCAACCGCCCGAGGGUCCUAAUGCGUCCUCGGCCCAUGCGCCCUACGACUCAUGGCGCCCUCCAUACCAUCCAUCCUACGAACAUCAUGCUGAACCUCGCCGUUUAUCUGCACUCCAAGGCCCACCUCCCCCGCAAGCAUACCCAGGACCCGUCAUUCCAAACCGUGAACUACCUCAGCUUCCACCGGCCCAACUUUCACCAGAUGGACCUUAUGCUCGCCCAAAUGGCUUGCCAGCACCAGCACCUCCACACUCUGCUCCCGAGCCAAGUCCAGUACAUACCAGCUACCGCCCUCCCUUAAACGGAUCCCCGCACGAAGCUUCCCCUCCAGCAAUAAGCUCGGAUUAUCGUUCACGCUUGGGAUAUCAGCCCUCUGAAUCAUCGAUUCAAAGUGAAUCCACACCUCCCCUUCCGGCACAUAUCUCUUCAUCACAGUACAUGCAGGCCCCACCUAUGAUAGCUGGGGGUUCGAUGCCUUACGAUCCUUAUUACGGAAGUCAACCUCCUGGAGCUCGGCAACGAAAGGCAAAUCGAGCAACACAAGUCAGUUUCAUCUUAAUUCUGCUCCUAAAUACGAUAGUGGUUGGUGCAUAG